AUGAAGACCUCAUUUUUGCUUGCUAUAGGUCUGGCUGUGGAGGCUUGCCUAGGCCUGGUUUCCGCCCCGAAUUAUGUUCGUCAAAUUAAUGCCACAGACUCUUCCCUCCAAGACAUCGUGACGUGGGAUGAAUACUCCAUCUGGGUACGCGGUGAGCGCAUUCUUCUCCUAUCGGGAGAGUUCCAUCCCUUCCGUCUCCCAUCUCCGGGGCUCUGGCUCGAUGUCUUCCAGAAAGUCCGCGCGCUUGGGUUCUCGGCUGUGUCCUUUUACGUCGACUGGGCUCUUCUUGAGGGUGAGCGAGGAUCCAUCCGGGCGGAGGGAGUUUUCGCGCUCGAAGAAUUCUUUCAGGCCGCUACAGAAGCCGGUCUGUAUUUAACUGCUCGUCCUGGUCCUUAUAUCAAUGCUGAAGUUUCUGGGGGCGGAUUUCCCGGCUGGCUGAAACGGGUGCAAGGCCGGCUCAAGACUACGGAUCAAGGCUACUUGGAUGCCAUCACUCCCUAUAUGCAGGCAAUAGGGCGCAUUAUUGCGAAGGCACAGAUCACAAAUGGUGGCCCGGUGAUCCUAUUUCAACCCGAGAAUGAGUAUACGGCUUGCGUACAGGACGAAGGCUACACGCAAGUCAACAACUACAGCAUGCCCGACAUUAACAGUUCAUGUCUUCAGAAGGAGUAUAUGGCAUACGUGGAAGAGCAAUAUCGAAAGGCUGGGAUAGUCGUGCCGUUUAUCGUCAAUGAUGCCGAUCCUAUGGGCAACUUCGCUCCCGGCACGGGAGUUGGCGCUGUUGACAUCUACAGCUUCGAUGAUUAUCCUUUACAAUGGAGCACAGCACCAUCCAAUCCGUCAAACUGGUCAUCCCUGAUGAGCCCAUUGCUCUCCUACAAUGAAACCGUCCAUGAGGAACAGAGCCCGACCACGCCGUUUUCCAUAUCUGAAUUUCAAGGUGGAGUGCCUGAUGCUUGGGGCGGUGUUGGCAUCGAGACAUCUGCUGCAUACAUCGGUCCAGAAUUCGAACGCAUCUUCUACAAGAUAAAUUACGGGUUUCGCACUGCCAUCCAGAAUCUCUACAUGAUCUUUGGGGGAACAAAUUGGGGCAACUUGGGCCAUUCUGGUGGUUACACCUCGUACGAUGUGGGUGCGGCCAUCACCGAAGAUCGGCAAGUCAUCCGCGAGAAAUACAGUGAAUUGAAGUUACAAUCCAACUUCCUACAAGCAUCGUCUGCUUAUCUCGAGACACACACAGAUAAUGGGAGCUAUGGGAUCUACACAGACGCCACCUCCCUGGCGGUAACCCGGUUAGCUGGGAAUCCUACCAAUUUCUAUGUGGUACGCCAUGGAGAGUUAACCUCGCGAGAGUCGACUUCAUAUAAGCUACGCGUGAAUACUAGCGCAGGGAACCUGGCAAUUCCUCAGCUAGGUGGAUCACUAAGUCUACAUGGUCGAGAUUCGAAGAUCCACUUGGUUGACUACAACGUCGGAAAUGUCAGUCUGAUCUAUUCCACGGCCGAGCUCUUCACAUGGAAGCAGGCAGGCUCAAAGUCAGUGGUUGUUCUCUAUGGAGGUGAAGAUGAGCUCCAUGAAUUUGCUGUCCCUGCAAAUAUAGGCAGACCAAUCUCUAUUGAAGGCGACGGUUUGCAGAUUCAGCAGAUCAACUCGGCCACUGUCAUACACUGGUCAGUCCAACCGUCACGCCGAGUCGUGCAUUUCAGCGAUACUCUCGAGGUGCAUCUCCUUUGGCGCAACGCUGCAUACAACUACUGGGUCCUUGAUCUACCCGUUCCAGGAGCCAUAGGCCGACACGUCUCCCAAUCACAUACCAACCGAUCUGUCAUUGUCAAGGCCGGGUAUCUGCUACGAACUGCCGAAAAAAUUGGCACAUCCCUCUAUCUGACAGGUGACAUCAACACGACCACUACCCUCGAGCUCAUUUCCGCCCCUCAGCCAGUAACUAGCAUUUUCUUCAACAAAAACCGUAUCCCGACUACCGUCACAUCACAAGGCCGCCUCACCGGCACCCUCGCCUACCACAAGCCCAACAUCAGCCUACCAGACCUCACAACGCUCGACUGGUACUACCUCAACACCCUCCCAGAGGUCCACGAUCCCAAAUACAACGACCACCUCUGGACUCCUUGCACACACACCACAACCGCAAAUCCACGCAACCUAACGACCCCAACAUCCCUCUACGCCAGUGACUAUGGCUACAACGGCGGCACCCUCCUCUACAGAGGCACCUUCACUGCAACCGGCAAUGAGACCUCCCUCUACCUCCUCACUGAAGGCGGCUACGCCUACGGCCACUCCAUCUGGCUCAACAACACAUUCCUCGCCUCCUGGCCAGGAAACCCAGCGUCCCUCUUCUCUAACCAAACAAUCACAUUCCCGUCCCCCCUCGCCCCCGGAACCACCUACACUCUAACAAUCCUAGUCGACCACCUCGGCAACGACGAGAACUUCCCAGCGAACGGCGAAUUCAUGAAAGAUCCGCGCGGAAUUCUAGAUUACACUAUUCACGGCCGCGACGACAAAUCAGCUAUAUCGUGGAAAAUGACGGGUAACUUUGGUGGAGAGGGUUACGCUGAUCUGAGUCGCGGUCCACUCAAUGAGGGGGCGUUGUUCGCUAAACGAAAGGGAUAUCAUCUCCCCGGUGCGCCGACGGAGCAGUGGACGAAGAGGUCGCCGUUUGAUGGACUCCCGGAGGAUGAGAGGCCCGGGGUGGGGUUCUUCGCCACGAAAUUCAAUUUGCAAAUCCCGGAUGGGUAUGAUGUGCCUAUUAGUGUUGUGUUUGAGAAUAGUACUAUGGCUGGUGAUGGGUCGGGGCCUGCAAGAUUCCGGUCUGAGCUCUUUGUGAAUGGAUGGCAGUUUGGGAAGUACGUCAAUCACAUCGGCCCACAGCUUAGCUAUCCCGUCCCUGAGGGCAUUCUAAACUACAAUGGGAGCAACUACCUUGCUCUGACCAUCUGGGCUAUGGAUGAGAAGUCGUUCAAGUUGGAUGGAUUGCGGCUGCAGGCUAACGCAGUGGUGCAGAGUGGGUAUCGCAAGCCAAGUCUUGUGACGGGAGAGGUGUACAGGGAGCGGGUUGAUAGCUAUUGA
This is a messenger RNA of Aspergillus welwitschiae, 3093 nucleotides long. Its product is annotated as glycoside hydrolase family 35 protein. Gene Ontology annotation, cellular component: vacuole. Gene Ontology annotation, biological process: carbohydrate metabolic process. Bases 1 to 3093 code for a protein of 1030 amino acids. The transcript is spliced from 5 exons. Lineage: Eukaryota; Fungi; Ascomycota; Eurotiomycetes; Eurotiales; Aspergillaceae. The record is from RefSeq and is a predicted model, not a curated record. Gene Ontology annotation, molecular function: beta-galactosidase activity.